AUGAAUGAUUCUAGCGAUGAAGAGAUCAAUAUUAACAGGAAGCGAAAGCAACAAGUUAAGAAACAGGCACUCGUGGAUCUUUUUGAGGAGGAAAAUGUAGAUGAAGAUAGUGUGUCUUCUGCUGAUUAUGGUGAAAGGGAUUCUUUGUUUUUAGAGAUUUUUGGAACGGGGGAAGAAUACAAUUAUGUGCUUGAAGGACAGAAAUCUGAAUCGAGUAAGCAUAAAGAGAAUGUUUCUAUGACAAAUGAAGUUGUUGAUGCAGAAGAUGUAUAUGUUUAUGCACAAAAUAAUCUCAAGGUUGAUCAAGUGUCUCUAAAGAAAGUUAUUAACCUUUUAUCCUGUGGUUAUUCGAUACACUUUGCAUUAUUGCACACUGGAAUUGAAGGAAUUGGAAUUGAAGAUGGAUACACAAUUGUGGAUGUUUUUUAUGAGUAUAAAGAGUUUGUAAAGCUAAAAGGAGACAUGAAAAAGAAAUAUGGAGAUGAUGUGCUUCUGCACAAUAUUAAUAGUAUCCGAGAGCUUAGGUGGUAUUCUUCAUACAAACAACAAAGUGGAAAAGAUAUUGUGAUGCCAAAUGAAUUACUUUCUGUGGAAGAUUUUUGCGAAAACAUAAGAAUGGCAAAGAGAGUAUAUGAGCCUGGAUAUUCAUCAGUAGAACCAUCUUUAGGAGAAGUAGACAGAAUUGCCACGGCUAUUUCUUGCCAUCCAACAUUUAGAAAUGUUCUAUAUAGCAUACAUAAACAAUACGGCAUAGAAGAUGAAGAUAAUGGGAUUGGAGUUGACAAUGAGAUUAUAGAACGAGUGCUAAUAGAGAUGUAUCAAAGUGACAUGGCCUCUGAUGACCAGUGGAAUAAUCAUCGAAGAAGAAUUGUUCUUGUGGCAAUGGAAAAAGCCUGUGAGGUUAUUGUUCCAUUGGUGCUUGAGGAGAAAAGAAAUAAAGAUGCAAAAAGGAAAAUAUUUUUAAACACUAUUGACCGUAUAGUGAAUGGCUCUAUCGGUAUUAAAAGAGAAGGAAUGCAUAUAUGUGGAAUAACUGAAGAAAAGAGAUACUUUAAAGCAGUUAUUUUGGAUUUUGAAGGAGAAUUUGUUGAAUCGAUUGUUGUAAAGGAUAGUGAAGAGUUCAAACUAUUGGAGUUUUUUAACCAGUUUAAUCCAUGUAGUACCGCAGUGAGCGGAUCUACAACAUUGAUAAAACGACUGAUGAAAAUCAUCAUGCCUUGGAACCCAGUGUAUGUAGAGAAUCGAGUAGCCAUGAUGUCAAGCAACGAUACAUAUGCAUUCUGCUGCAGUAUUGCCAGACUUAUUAUAUGCCCUGAAAUUGAAUAUGCAGAGCUGAUAAGUAAAGGUAUUGUAUAUUUGCCACAAGAAUCAUUGUCAAGAAAGGAUGCAAUAGAGACUAUUAGAAGAGGUAUACUUACUGCUAUAUCUGCGGUUGGUGUUGAUGCGAACUAUUUGCUCAAAAACAGUAGAAAUGGCGGACUCCUGUCUCUUAUUUCAAAUAAUCUUUGUUUGAAAGAAAGAUUCAAAGAACUCAGGAAUGUACAGAGGUUGGAGGACCUUGCAUCAAUAUGUGAUAAUGAUGUUGAAUACACAAACCUUGUGGUGUAUCUUCGAGUAAAUUCUGGAAUAUUUGCAAAAGUUUCACAAGUAGAGCCAUUUGAUUCUACAUGUAUACAUCCAAGGAAUUACGAAAUAUGCAGAGAUAUGUGCAAGUCAUUAUAUGAUCAGUUAGAGUUUGCAAAAAAACCUACAUUUGAUUAUGUGCGUGAAUUAUUGAAUAACCAUAAAAAUGUGUUUAUGAAUCCAAAUUCAUUGGACUUUGCAGGUACUUCCAACAAUAAGGCACUUCUUGAUGAUAUGUGUGGAAUGCUUGCACUUAGAGAUAGAGCCUUGUAUUCAGGUCUCCCUGAUCAUUUUGUGUUUAAAGAAUUGACGGGGAGCGAUGAGUCUCUGAUUGGAAAGACUUUUGAAGCAAGUGUUGUUAAGUGUGGAGAUACAUAUUACCUCUUGAGUUCAGCAUGCACAUCUGCUGCCAUUUAUGUCAAGAAAUCUAAACAAACAGAAGAACUUUUUCUCAACCAACUUGUUAUGGUAAAGAUAGAAUGUAUGAAUUGCUUUAUGCUGUCUUACACAGGAUCAAUAGUUGUCCAAGAGCAUAGAAGAUCGCAGCAUUACCGGUUUAUGACACAUCCAUUAUUCAGAAAUCUAAAUAGUGAAGAAUCAGAAUGCUAUCUUAGAGACAAAUGCUUGCCAUUGGUUCUGAGAGCAAGCAAAAAUGAUGGAUCUCCAAUAGUGGUUUUGAAGAUUCUAGAUGAUGUUUAUGUGCAUAUGAAGGUGGUGGAAGAUGAAAAAUAUUGCUACAAAGAAUGCAUAUACGAUAGUUUGGAUGAAUUCAUAUCGAAGGUUACAAAGAAAAUACUUAUGAAUGUCAAAAGCAUAAAAGAUCACAAAUACUACUUUGAAAACGAAGGUAGUCUAUUAGAGUAUCUAGGCCAAGGGGGAAGUUACAUAAGGUACGGGUUUUACUUCAGCAGAAAAUAUCCAGGAAAGAUUUGCAUGAUGUAUAGCAAUGGGCGCUGUUUCAAGGAAUAUAUAACUGUGAAUGAACAUCUAGUAUAUGAAGGAAUGAACUUUGCUACAUUGGAUGAGUUUAUGAGAUAUAGAAAAUCUAUUUGA
This is a messenger RNA of Ordospora colligata OC4, 2676 nucleotides long. Its product is annotated as transcriptional accessory-like protein. Lineage: Eukaryota; Fungi; Microsporidia; Ordosporidae. Gene Ontology annotation, molecular function: histone binding; nucleosome binding. Bases 1 to 2676 code for a protein of 891 amino acids. The record is from RefSeq and is a predicted model, not a curated record. Gene Ontology annotation, biological process: transcription elongation by RNA polymerase II; transcription elongation-coupled chromatin remodeling; positive regulation of transcription elongation by RNA polymerase II. Gene Ontology annotation, cellular component: transcription elongation factor complex. The transcript has a single exon.